AUGCCCGCGCCUUCAGCACUCUUGCCUGCUGCCCUUCCACCACAUGUAGGCGCUCCGGCCGCUCCAGCAGCAGCAGCAGUGGCCACAGCGGAAACAGCAGGAGGGGGAGGUGGGGGAGGAGGGGAGUACAGCUUGAGGUGGUUCAGCAUGCAGGCAGGGUCGGAGCAUGUGAGCAAGAAGAAGGAGCAGGAGACUGCACUGAGGCACGUGGUGCUGCGGCCGACCGUUGCAUGUGGCGAUGAGCUGACUUUCGUUGACCUGUCUGAUGUGGACGUGCAGCGAGUGGCACGAGAGGCGGUGGCCAGUGCGAAUGAGAGGCGGGGCACGGCACUGCUUUUGAUUUCUGUGCUCGAGGCACAGGUGGUGGUACCGGGAUAUAGAGAGUACACGCUCACACUGCUGGCAGCAGAUAACACCACCCGCAUGGCGGCACACUAUGCCACACACGCACUGGACUUGGGGCAGACGAACAACAGUGAUGCCACGCCUGAAACUUCACAAGGGGCGAACACGAGUGGUGCCGCUUCUGGUGAAUGCGAGUGGGAGGAGUUUGGUGAAUGUGACGUGGUUUGCGGUGGUGCCGGGGACGCAGCGGAAUGCAACGGCGGCAGCAGUGCGUUUAACAGCAGCAACAGUGGAAGUGGCGGUGGUGGGGUGGUGGAGUGGGACUUGGCACGGGCCAUGGCAGGGGUGUGUGUGGAUGAAGGGUGGGUGCUCAUCCCUGCUGCUGCCACUGCUGACAAAUCAACGACUCCCACUGUUUCCUUCAAUACCUCCAUUAUCGCCCCUUACACGGACGCCUACAAUGGAUUGUCGAUCCGCUCCCUCGCUCUCUUCGGCCUGGACCAACUCAAUCGGAACAGUAGCCUCUCCUCCUCCAAUGUGACUCUGCAGGAUGUGCUUGCAGCGAGGGCGAAUGUCGUGGAAGGAGCAGGGAUCAACUACAGCGUGACUGUAAUAGCAACCAAAACCAAGGCAGCAGAUAAGAAGGAGGCAGGGAAGCAAGUGGUGGUGGUGAAGGUGGUGGUGUGGCAGCCAGUGCCCUUCACUGCUUUCCAGCCGGUUGACUUUUUCAGGCUGGAUGGGGGAGACGGCGAGGGGGGGAGUGAGAAGCAGGAGGGCUUAUUGCUUUCUGACUGUGCUUACCCCCCACCCCUGGGGUAUGUCCUCCUUGCUAACUGCACACAAGUGCCCAAAACUGGCUUCUCCGUUGCUGCACCUAUGGGAUUCGUAACAUGGUUCCGUGUGCUGCUCUCCCUUGGCCUUGUGCUGGCUCUCAUGUAG
Molecule: messenger RNA, 1284 nt
Organism: Closterium sp. Yama58-4
Lineage: Eukaryota; Viridiplantae; Streptophyta; Zygnematophyceae; Desmidiales; Closteriaceae
Source: the annotation of a GenBank genome assembly